Messenger RNA from Phoenix dactylifera (date palm), 1185 nucleotides. RefSeq lists its product as uncharacterized. NCBI's taxonomy places the organism in Eukaryota, Viridiplantae, Streptophyta, Magnoliopsida, Arecales, Arecaceae. The record is from RefSeq and is a predicted model, not a curated record.
AUGGAUUCCACCAACAGUGGGAGCAUCCAGUCCUCAAGCAGCGGCGACGAUUACUACGACUCCCGGGCCGAAGCCAUCUCCUCCUCCUUGAACCUUCCACCCCAACCACCACCACCACCACCACCACCACCUUCCUCUUCCCACCACCUGCACCACCACCCUUCUCCUUCCUCCUUCAUCUCUCUACCGCCUCACGUCAACAUCUUCCCUUCCACGCCGCCCGACCCCAACCCCUUCAAUCUUGACAUGACAUGGGCUAGAUCUCUUCCUCCAUCAUCACUAUUAGAACACGAUUGCACCAUCCUUGAUGGCUUAACCACCACCACCACCCCAUCAUCAUCAUCAUCAUCGAAAACUAUGGCGGUCGCUGCUCUCGGUCGCAGUCUACCUUCAGGCAGCAGUAGCCUCAACCCCUCGGUGCAACUACCAACACAGCCUGCUCAACCCACCGCCACCACUCGAGGCUCCAAGAAGCGGCCACGGGCAUCCCGGCGCGCACCCACCACCGUCCUCGAGACCGACACAUCCAACUUCCGUGCGAUGGUGCAAGAGUUCACCGGCUUCCCUGCAGCUCCCUUCAUUUCCUCCCCAUUCUCCCGCCCUCGGCUCGACCUCUUCCCUGCAGCCACCGCUACUGUCCCAGCUUACCCGUUCGGGCCCCUUGCUCAAAACCUCCGAGCUCCCCUCUUUGCUCCCAUCUCUUCUUCCUCCUCCUCUAUGGCUCAUGUUGCUGCUUAUUUUAGUAGAAACAGUGUUGCUAACGCAAACACUAGUGCUGCAUCUACUCGUUCUAACACAAGCUCAAGGAGUACUACUUCGUCUAAUAGCUACCAGUUGCCUUCUACUGUUCUUCAGCACCCAAAUCUACUGCAUAUGAAAAGCCCAGACUUCACCUUCCAAUCCUCUCUCCAACCUCGAGCCCCUCCCUGCCACAAUUCAUCCACUAUGCCCGCCUUUGAAGCGAGCCCACCGCUAGGCCCUUCGGACCUUGCCGCUGAGGGUCUAGGGAGCCUCAGCGCCGUGGAAGGCCUGAAACUGAGCAGGAGGGCUGAUGGAUUCUCGGGCUGGGCUGAUGGCUUAGCGUCAGAGGGCAGGGAUCGAUCCCAGUUCAGGUCGGCCAUCGGAAACUACGACAACUUGCAGCAGGUUAGCAAUACCACGCAGAGAAGGGAUCCGAGAGCAUGA